AUGGCUACCGAACUCCCUACACGAGCGACAAAUGGCGAGGGCGCAGCUCCGGAUACUGCCGGCGAGCAGAACUUCACCGUCAAGACGGGAUUAGCCCGCAUGCUCAAGGGAGGUGUCAUUAUGGAUGUGGUGGAUGCUAAGCAGGCGCGGAUAGCAGAAGAAGCCGGCGCUGUGGCAGUCAUGGCUCUAGAGCGUGUCCCUGCAGACAUCAGAGCGGAAGGUGGAGUAGCACGAAUGUCAGACCCCAAGAUGAUCAAGGAGAUCAUGAACACAGUGACCAUCCCCGUCAUGGCCAAGGCACGGAUUGGGCACUUUGUUGAAUGCCAGAUCCUCGAGGCAAUUGGCAUAGAUUAUAUCGACGAGUCCGAAGUCCUCACCCCCGCCGACCACGCACACCACGUUGAGAAGCACUCCUUCAAAAGCCCCUUCGUCUGCGGUUGCCGCAACUUGGGCGAAGCCCUCCGCCGCAUCAGCGAAGGCGCCGCCAUGAUCCGCACAAAGGGCGAAGCCGGCACCGGCGACGUGAUUGAAGCAGUCCGCCACAUGCGAACCCUCAACGCUGAGAUUGCCCAUGCGCGCAACAUGUCAGACGCCGAACUGCGUGUGCUAGCUAAGGAUAUCCAAGCCCCAUACGACCUGCUGAAGGAGACCGCGAAGCUUGGACGUCUGCCAGUUGUGAAUUUCGCCGCUGGAGGAAUUGCUACGCCCGCGGAUGCUGCGCUUAUGAUGCAGUUGGGCUGUGAUGGUGUUUUUGUUGGGAGCGGGAUUUUCAAGAGCGGUGAUGCGGCUAAGAGGGCGAAGGCUAUUGUGCAGGCUGUUACGCAUUUUAAUGAUCCCAAGGUUUUGGCCGAGGUUAGCGAGGAUUUGGGUGAGGCGAUGGUGGGAUUGAACUGCUCGUCGAUGGAUGAGAAGGAUAAGAUGCAGGGGAGAGGAUGGUGA
This is a messenger RNA of Venustampulla echinocandica, 939 nucleotides long. RefSeq names its product putative Pyridoxine biosynthesis protein pyroA. Bases 1 to 939 code for a protein of 312 amino acids. The transcript has 3 exons. Gene Ontology annotation, biological process: pyridoxal 5'-phosphate biosynthetic process; amino acid metabolic process; pyridoxine biosynthetic process. NCBI's taxonomy places the organism in Eukaryota, Fungi, Ascomycota, Leotiomycetes, Helotiales, Pleuroascaceae. Gene Ontology annotation, molecular function: amine-lyase activity. The record is from RefSeq and is a predicted model, not a curated record.